AUGUUGUUUCUUUGUCCUGUGGGACGAUUUUUCGAGAACUUGAAUUCAAGCGAAUACAUCGUGAUCAAAGAUUACGUAGGGCAAGAUUCGCUUCCUGACGAUUUGAGUCAGUAUUUGGUAAACGCUAAUGAUUUUCAGGAAACUGUUGUAGAUCCUUUUAAUGAUAAAAAAUUGCCGAUUUCAAAAGGAGUGUAUCUACUUCGUGCACUUCUCAGUGAACCUCAUAGGUAUCUUGCUCGAAGAGAUAUAUUUUAUCGUGCGAGAAUCGAAAUUCUUACAAAGGGAGUUUCUGACAGUGAGAAAGUGUUGAUACAAUUCAUCAUGCGCAGUCACUGCAUGAUGUUCGCAGGACUACGGAAAUAUCGAAUGGAUCUUACUGACUGGUCCGAUAUCAGAGUAUUCAUGAAAAAGGAAUUCCAAUCGACCAUGUCCCAACUUGAGCGAGACGAUAUCAAAUCCAUAACAAAUGGUGAAGGUUCUAAAAUGAUAUUUUAG
This is a messenger RNA of Caenorhabditis elegans, 495 nucleotides long. It is a transcript of the gene Y81B9A.4, whose product is annotated as NR LBD domain-containing protein. Lineage: Eukaryota; Metazoa; Nematoda; Chromadorea; Rhabditida; Rhabditidae. The record is from RefSeq and is marked reviewed. The transcript is spliced from 5 exons. The coding region runs from base 1 to 495 and encodes 164 amino acids.